AUGGCGGCGGCGAGGAAGAACGCCGCCGUGCUCGCGCUCUUCGACGUCGACGACACCAUCACCGCGCCGCGCAAAGAGGUGUCGCCGGAGAUGCGCGAGUUCAUGAAGCGACUGCGCGAGAUUGUGAGCGUGGGCCUGGUGGGGGGAUCCGAUCUGGUCAAGAUCUCCGAGCAGCUCGGAAAAUCAGUCAUCACCGAUUACGACUACGUCUUCGCCGAGAACGGUCUGGUUGCGCACAGGAACGGCGAGCUUAUGGGGACGCAAAGUUUGAAAACGCACCUCGGAGAUGAACAGCUUAAGGAAAUCAUUAACUUCACUCUUCAUUACAUCGCGGACUUGGAUAUCCCAAUUAAAAGGGGUACAUUCAUAGAGUUCAGGAAUGGAAUGAUCAAUGUGUCGCCUAUAGGGAGGAACUGUACUCAAGAAGAGCGUGAUGAUUUUGAGAAGUAUGAUAAGGUACGUAACAUUCGGCCUAAAAUGGUGUCAGUGCUUCGUGAAAAGUUUGGCCACUUGAAUCUCACAUUUUCCAUUGGAGGGCAGAUUAGCUUUGAUGUAUUCCCAAAAGGCUGGGACAAAACCUACUGCUUGAGAUAUCUCGAAGAAUUCAAAGAAAUUCAUUUUUUUGGGGACAAAACCUACAAGGGUGGCAAUGAUCAUGAGAUAUUUGAAUCUAACAGAACAAUUGGUCAUACAGUUAGCAACCCCGACGACACGAUGCAGCAGUGCAGAUCUAUCUUCCUGUCGAAGUGAUUGCCAGACUAUCGUCCCAUAUACAUUCAUCUGUUUACAUUCAGAGAAACAUAUGUACUAUAGUGUGCUAGGUUCAGAUUCAGGUAGAGGAACUAGAAAUCAGGAAAAAGAACUUGUUGCCGUUCCUUGAGAUUGUGUCUUUCAUCCAAGAUUUACUCUUCUUGAUACACAUGGUGAUUUCGUUCUGGGACAAUACAUUUGAGGUAGAGCUUUCCAAGAAAAAAAUGCUUCAGUAUUUGGGAAGAGAGCAUAGGCCAACCAAUAUUUCUAUGCAUGUAAGCCUUCUCCACUUCCUAUUUUCACUUCUCAAUCCGAAUCCCAACGAUCAAUUUGUAGCUCCAAUUCCAAUCAAUUGUCCACAACGCAUGCAUGAGAUGAUCGGCUAAUGACAUGGAUUUGUCUAAGAAGUAUAAGGUGGAUAAUUGCAAGGAUUACUUAUGAAGUCAUAGACAUGUAUGCCGUAACUUUGUGAGGUGGGAGGCUGCAUGUUAAGUGAAAUUAGAUGUAGUGGAGAUCAACUAUUUAGGUAUAUAGGAUAAUAGUUACUAUACUCCUGUAAGCAAGCAGAUAUUCAAGUUCCAGCAAAAAGGAGCUAGGUUCCAGCAAAAAGGCUGGUGACGAAAUUGACCAUUUCACCUUUGUUUUAGUUUGCCAUUUACACAUGCUUAAGGUAAACUGACUUAUACCUGAUAGAAUUAGAUGAAGGGAUUUUGGAACAGUAAAACCAAAUGACCAUCAUGUGACCUUACUAUGCUGGUUCAGAUAUAGUUCCUGUAGCAAUGAUCAGUGAAUCACAG
Molecule: messenger RNA, 1547 nt
Organism: Triticum aestivum (bread wheat)
Lineage: Eukaryota; Viridiplantae; Streptophyta; Magnoliopsida; Poales; Poaceae
Product: phosphomannomutase-like
Exons: 10
Coding region: 1-750 (249 amino acids)
Biological process (GO): mannose metabolic process; protein N-linked glycosylation; GDP-mannose biosynthetic process
Cellular component (GO): cytosol
Molecular function (GO): phosphomannomutase activity
Source: RefSeq, a predicted model, not a curated record